This is a messenger RNA of Didymodactylos carnosus, 246 nucleotides long. The record is from the annotation of a GenBank genome assembly. Lineage: Eukaryota; Metazoa; Rotifera; Eurotatoria; Philodinida; Philodinidae.
AUGGAUUCAUAUGCAGUUUUGAGUGCUCUAUCCGAUGGCGGUUUUGGAUUUCAUAAACAAGACGAUUUUAUCAAAGCUGGUAGUUAUUCCCUGAAUGCCUUGCAUAAAAUUCGUUUUAAUCCUAAUCUUGGUUCUCUUACAUGGUGUGCAGCGGGUGGUGAAUCUGGUCUUCUUAUACUAUUACCGUUGACGCGUGCUUGUGCGACAAUUGCAGAUCUACAUUACAAAGAAGAAAACAAACAUUAA